AGCUAUUUCUCUGUGCUUUUUUAUCCAGAAGGGAAAAAGGGAAGCAGCAAGAAAGCUGGAAUCUCCUACUCUUGCCCCGCAAGACCUUACACCCACUGCCUUCGAUCGGAAACUGGAGCAAUGAGAACAGAGUCGACGAAGAUAUCCAAGGCUUCGUGGCCGAAAUUAUCCAUGAGGAAGUGGCUUCAUAUAAAGAGCUUUGCUGAUAAAUCUCACUCAGACCUUAAUGAACUGGGCCCUCGGAGAGAGCGAAGGAAAAGCUCUUCAGAUCUAAAAGACUGUUACGUCGUCGUACCGGAAGAUUUCUCAGAGGCGUGGUUGUUGGAAGCUGAGGAUGAAGGGAAACAAUAUACCGUACUGGAGAAGGAAGCGCCAUCUGUGAGGGAGAAACUGAACCUUAGGAUGUUCGUGGGGACGUGGAAUGUAGGAGGCAAGUCACCUUAUGAAGGCUUGAAUUUGAGGGAUUGGCUUUCCCUGGAUUCUCCUUCCCCAGCUGAUAUCUAUGUUAUCGGGUUCCAAGAAAUCGUGCCUCUCAAUGCAGGGAACGUUCUGGGGCCAGAGGACUGUGGGCCGGCAUCCAAGUGGCUGACUCUUAUUGGGGAAGCAUUGAACUCCAACGACUUUGACUCCGAUUUGAAGCCGAGCUCCAGCUUCUGUCGAUUACUUUCUUUAGAGCAGCCUCUUUAUGGCCUGGCCGCAAGCAAGCAAAUGGUGGGUAUCUUCUUAUGCGUGUGGAUGCGAGCCGAUCUUCUCCCGCAUGUCACCAACUUAAAGGUCUCAUGCGUUGGCCGCGGCAUCAUGGGCUGUCUGGGAAAUAAGGGUUCCAUUUCGAUUAGCAUGACAUUACACCGCACCACGUUCUGUUUUGUUUGUACUCACUUGGCCUCUGGAGAGAAAGAUGGCGAUCAAGUGCGAAGAAACUUGGACGUCUCUGAAAUCUUGAAGAAAACUAAAUUUUCGUCCUCUUUUAAAGCUCUUGGCCGUUCACUUUCCCCCGAAAGCAUAUUGGAGCAUGAUAAGAUUAUUUGGCUUGGGGAUUUGAAUUAUCGGAUAGCUACUGGUACGCCGACCCACGAGUUAUUAAAGAAGUACGAUUGGCAGGCAUUAUUAGAGAAGGAUCAGCUAAGGAUAGAACAAAGCGCUGGUCGAGUGUUUCAAGGUUGGAAUGAAGGGAAAAUAUAUUUUGCUCCUACUUAUAAGUACUUAACCAAUUCUGACCACUAUGUUGUCCGAACCUCGAAAUCCAAGGAAAAACAACGAACUCCUGCGUGGUGCGACCGGAUUCUGUGGAAAGGGGAAGGGCUAAAGCAGAUGUGGUACGAGAGAGGAGAGUCAAGAUUCUCAGACCACAGGCCCGUCUAUUCGUUGUUCUCAGUUCAAGUGGAAACGACAACCAAGAAUGUCAGUGCAAAACCCCACAAUAGUGCUGCCUUGUCGUCGACCUACGCCGCUAAAGUUCAGGCAGAGGAGGAACAGUUCUUGCUACUGACGAGGGUACAGAGUUGCAUACACAGCACGCCCAGGUUCUGAUUCCUGAACAUCCACCUAACUCACAUAAAGUGAAAACUGACACAAGAUCGCCCAGUAGUACCCCACAGCCCCGACACAUUCGACGGCCAAAGGACGGCUCCCAAGGUCGGAUGGGCAUAUUGUUCGUCAAGAGUCACCACGUCAUCUAAAGGUGUGACAAGUGCAGAGGACAGAAGGAGGAAGAAGAAUCAAUAUUGGACAGACCGGUUUCUUGACGCGGGGGGAUUCCCGAUUGUGGGAAUGUGGG
Molecule: messenger RNA, 1777 nt
Organism: Neltuma alba
Lineage: Eukaryota; Viridiplantae; Streptophyta; Magnoliopsida; Fabales; Fabaceae
Product: type I inositol polyphosphate 5-phosphatase 8-like
Biological process (GO): phosphatidylinositol dephosphorylation
Molecular function (GO): phosphatidylinositol-4,5-bisphosphate 5-phosphatase activity; inositol-polyphosphate 5-phosphatase activity; phosphatidylinositol-3,4,5-trisphosphate 5-phosphatase activity
Source: RefSeq, a predicted model, not a curated record